Messenger RNA from Eublepharis macularius, 714 nucleotides. RefSeq names its product spermatogenesis associated 9 (gene SPATA9). NCBI's taxonomy places the organism in Eukaryota, Metazoa, Chordata, Lepidosauria, Squamata, Eublepharidae. The transcript has 5 exons. The record is from RefSeq and is a predicted model, not a curated record. Bases 1 to 714 code for a protein of 237 amino acids.
AUGGCUCUCAGACCAAUUGGCUGGAUAUGUGGGGAGAUGGUUAGGAAGUUUGCUGGACAAGCUGAGAUAAUACAGAGAAUUUUCCUGGAAAUUAUAGAUGAGAUUAAAGAUGAAUUCCCAAACGUAUUGAGACUGACAAGUUCAAAUCAGCAAGCAGAGGCUGUUGUACAGGAAUCUAGGUCUAUGGUGGCCAAGGUAUUCUCUUCAGCUCACGGAGCAGUCAUUAUGAAUGGGCUAAAUAAACUCUCCCGAUCUUCAAAAUCAAUUGCUAAACUUUUGCAGCCACGACUUGUUAGAAAAUUUGUAGAGCUAAAUAUGAUUUCAGAUCGUCUCUUGAAAAAUAGAAAUGCUCCCAAACAGCCUUUGUAUAAAAUGAAGGACAGAAAACUGUUCUUUUAUGAUGUGAUUUCUUACCCAGCAAAGACUGCCCUCACUGGUGUAAUGUGCGCUUCCUAUGCAGCACUAAUUUAUCUGGCAAUCUCCAUUAGUAAAAUACUGGAAAAAAUAAAAAUGAUUGUUCAAAGAGAAAAAAUCUCCCAGGAAAGCAGCAGCAAUGGUGUUGGUGGAAACGCUCUUCCCAGAGUUGCUAAAGCAGCAAGCUACUCUGCAACUUCUGCCCAGCAGCAAGAAUCUCCUGAGUUUACCAUUAAGGCAUCAAGGAGCAAUCGCAGCAUCUAUACUCUACAUUCAGCACUGGAUGCAGAAAAUGAAUAG